Molecule: messenger RNA, 2339 nt
Organism: Owenia fusiformis
Lineage: Eukaryota; Metazoa; Annelida; Polychaeta; Sabellida; Oweniidae
Source: the annotation of a GenBank genome assembly
CGAGAAGACAUGACCUACGAAUACUUUUCUACCAUAAAUAAAUAGGAUGUGUUGGAGUGCUUCAAGUGAGCUGCCCUAGAUAUCACAAAACUAUGCGACGAUAAUGUGAUUGUUCUCUGAUAUAGGCAUCUCCGCUAUAAAACGACAUACCAAAUUCAGUGUUACACGAACCGUGAUCAUUGAAGGUUGAACGAAUAAAUUCAGGUGCAUUCUUUUGGGAUAUCAUUGUACUCGACAUAUCGCGAACCAAUGGACAAUAACAUCAAUAACAGGAUAUUAUGUCAAACACCACACAUUGAUGACUCGUGGAUGACAAACGACCGUAAACGAUAAAAUGACGAUAGCGGCGAAUUAAUAUCAAAUCUAGCAAACUCAUGGAAUGCGUUGAGACAAUCGACGCAAAAGCUUGUAAAACCAAAUUAUGUAAACCAGCAUUCCCCAUUCAAAGGGCUAAUCUAAAAUCAAUUUGGAAUAACUUGGCGCAUACCUGACAAUCAUCAACAGUAAAGGGACAUUCCACAUUUGACCUGUUGAUGUUAUGUAGCUCUCAUUUCAGGCAAGUUUCUUUAUAUUCAGGAAUGUUUUGGGUCAGUUAGCCCAUUUUGGUGUUUGACGAAUAUAUAUUGAACGAAGCAGCCGCAUUCUAAUACACGUUUUACAUAUAAUUUCAUGUACCUGGUAUGUGACCAACCAAGGAGAAUAUAAUGAAUGUAUGUAUGAGAUGAACUAGGAUUACCACUGAAUAUGUCAAAUACAACAACGGGAGUAUCAAAUGUGACAGCUUCCUUAGCUGCACAUCACGCAAACAAUAAUGGAACUACAGACUCUAGUUUUGAGAAGUGGACAUGCUCAUUAGGAAAUGGCACUACUAUUAGCACAUGCGCUUUAUCAACUGAUAGGAAUGCUACCGUUAUAUACGCAACAGAAGCCACAUUAUUUGACAACCAUAACUCAUCAACCAUAAAUAAUAUUACACAAUUGGAGUGUCGCGAUGGAUCAACAUGCAUUGCUGAAAUUAUCAUAUCAAUAAUCAUCAUAGUAGCAAUAGUGUUUGGUGUCAUCGGAAGCAUACUUAGCAUUGCAGUAUGGAGCAAAAAGGACAUGUAUACCGUUAAUUUCACAAAUUUUUUGAUAUCUCUUUCUGUUGCCGAUUUACUGAUGUUAUUAUGUCGACUUCCGGUAAUGGUCUACAACACAUGUGCGUUGAUGACUUCUGGUAUAUCUAUUGAAUACGAGGAGUUUGCGUGGCAAGUUUACUAUAAUUACUCAUUAGUGAUCAUGGAGUUGUUCUUCACCAUAUCUGCAUGGUCGUUGACUGCCGCGUCUUUCGUCAGAUACCUCGCAUUCUGUCAUCCAUUCACAGCCAAGCGGAUAAUAACAAAACAGAAAUCGCGCGUGGUUUUACACGUGAUAUGGGUCUUGUCUGCCCUGAUAAACUUGCCAGUGAUUUUUCUAAGCUUUGAUAGAAGUCUUGCCACGUACCAGGGAAAUAUUGUCAACAUUGUUGUAAUUGUAAAGGGAGAUGACAUUCUGAACAUCUAUACUCAAGUAAAGGAUGUCUUCACGACGUUUGUACCAUGGUUCGUGUUAAUGUAUUGCAUCAUACGACUUUCCAUUGUAUUCAAAAGACAGCAGCACGUGGCCAGGAGGCUUUCUAUCGGUGCGACUUGCCGUAAUAUUCAGAUUCGACAGUCACGAGAACAGAACGUUCUCUGCCUUACGUUAAUAGGGAAUUCAAUAGUGUUCUGCCUAAUCUACUUCCCUAUCUUCUUGCCUUCUCCAACAACAUCCACACUCUACACCAACAUCACCCAUAUGCUGGGUUACCUGUACAGUGAUACUCACUUUAUCCUUUACCUAGUUACAAACAGACGCUUUAGGAAAACGCUAUUCAAUAUAUGUACUCUCAACAAGGCCAGGGACAGCCGUGUGCGAAGGCCACAAUCACGACAUUCUACUGAACUAACUUUCGGCAGCAAAAACAGCCUCGAUGAGUUAGCUCAAUCUACAACGAACAUUUCGGUUAUUUCCAUCAAGAUGCUCGAGGACGAUUUUACGUAGUGCCUCGUCAGCAUUGGACCGCUACAGUAGAUAUAUUAAGAGAAUAGAUGGGGUAUGAAUGAUUUUAUCAUUCUGAAGACCUGAGACUAACGUCUCAGUGUAGAACUAAUAGCAUUUUCAACAAACCCACGGGAGCGUUUUUCGUACCAAAGCUUGUCUGCCAUUAUCAGAAUUACAAGAACUAGUAAAAUGUUAAAUGUUUGGAAGUACUUUGAAUUUAAAAACUAAGCAAAGAAAUGACUAUAUGAAUUGCAACAGUAUAUAAAAAUAGAAACAUA